Perognathus longimembris pacificus (Pacific pocket mouse) is the source of this 1770-nucleotide messenger RNA. RefSeq names its product capping actin protein of muscle Z-line subunit alpha 2 (gene Capza2). Gene Ontology annotation, molecular function: actin filament binding. Gene Ontology annotation, cellular component: F-actin capping protein complex; actin cortical patch. Lineage: Eukaryota; Metazoa; Chordata; Mammalia; Rodentia; Heteromyidae. Gene Ontology annotation, biological process: barbed-end actin filament capping; actin cytoskeleton organization. Bases 117 to 977 code for a protein of 286 amino acids. The transcript is spliced from 10 exons. The record is from RefSeq and is a predicted model, not a curated record.
CUUGGGAGACCGGCCCCUCCCUUGGCGGGGGCGCGCGGCGCGCAGGACCGCACGGAAAGGGGGAAGUCAGGUGGCCGCUGCUGCCGCCGCCGCCACGGUUUGUCGCCAGAAGGAAGAUGGCGGAUCUGGAGGAGCAGUUGUCUGAUGAGGAGAAGGUACGUAUAGCAGCAAAGUUCAUCAUUCAUGCCCCUCCUGGAGAAUUUAAUGAAGUUUUUAAUGAUGUUCGGUUAUUGCUUAAUAAUGAUAAUCUUCUCAGGGAAGGAGCAGCCCAUGCAUUUGCACAGUAUAAUUUGGACCAGUUUACACCAGUAAAAAUCGAAGGUUAUGAAGAUCAGGUAUUGAUAACAGAACAUGGUGACUUGGGAAAUGGAAAGUUUUUGGAUCCAAAAAACAGAAUCUGCUUCAAAUUUGAUCACUUAAGAAAGGAAGCAACUGAUCCAAGACCUUAUGAAGCAGAAAAUGCAAUCGAAUCUUGGAGAACUUCAGUAGAAACUGCUCUGCGAGCUUAUGUAAAAGAACAUUACCCAAAUGGGGUCUGCACUGUGUAUGGUAAAAAAAUAGAUGGACAGCAAACCAUUAUUGCAUGUAUAGAAAGCCAUCAGUUCCAAGCAAAAAACUUUUGGAAUGGUCGUUGGAGGUCAGAAUGGAAGUUUACAAUCAGUCCUUCAAGCACUCAAGUGGUUGGCAUCUUGAAAAUUCAGGUUCAUUAUUAUGAAGAUGGUAAUGUUCAGCUAGUGAGUCAUAAAGAUAUACAAGAUUUUCUAACAGUGUCUAAUGAGGUGCAAACAGCAAAAGAAUUUAUAAAGAUUGUAGAAGCUGCAGAAAAUGAAUACCAGACUGCCAUCAGUGAGAAUUACCAGACAAUGUCGGAUACUACUUUCAAAGCCUUACGUCGACAGUUGCCAGUUACACGUACUAAGAUUGAUUGGAACAAGAUCCUUAGCUACAAGAUCGGCAAAGAGAUGCAGAAUGCAUAAGAUGAACAUUGCAUGACCGGAUCAUUUCAGCGUCUUUGCGUUAAGAAAAAAAAUUAUUGCAAAAGUAUUCAGAACUGUCAGACUGCCCAGUCAGAUGGGCUGUUGCCAUUUAAAAUCACUGUAAUUAAUUAGUUUGGUUAGAGCACAAAGCUUAGCUAAUCAACCAUUAUUUUUCACUUCUUUUGUUCUAAGAGGAUUGAAAAUGAAUUUAGUUUAAAUGCCUCUUACUUUGUUAUUCCUUUCUUAAAAUGAAGAGAUGAUUCCUCUAGUUUAUGGUGAAAAGUUUUUGAAGUAUUUCGAAAGUAUUUUACUUACUGUAACCCUAAAAUUGUUACCUUUUGGCUUACGAAAUGGGUAACUUUUGCUAUUAGCCCAAUUCUUUUUAAUGGGGUCACUAAUGGACAUUCUAGUUUAAGGUGGUUGAUGGACUUAGCCAUGUAUGCUGCUAAAGAAAUUGUCUACCUUUUCUCCUCACCUCUUCCACUGAUGAAAGAUUGAGAUUAGAGGGAAAGUGUUUUCUAGAUCACUUUAUGUUUAGACCUUUCGGUAAGGUUAUUUAGCUAGCUUAGUGUUUAACUAAACUUUUUUUUAAAAAACAAGGCCAAAAUCUAUUGCUGUUUUGAGAUUCUGAAAUUAAAUGAGAAUACUUAUUUCAGAAAUGCAUUUAAUGCUUUUUUUCUUGUGACAGUUACGCAAAUUAGCUUGAAUUCCAUAUGUCCCUGAGUUAUUUUUAUCACAAAGCCACAAAUGUAUUAUAACAAGGCAAAUUGUAAUAUAUAUAAUCCUGAACUCA